Messenger RNA from Mizuhopecten yessoensis (Yesso scallop), 2257 nucleotides. RefSeq names its product microphthalmia-associated transcription factor-like. Gene Ontology annotation, cellular component: nucleus. The coding region runs from base 90 to 1607 and encodes 505 amino acids. The transcript has 8 exons. Gene Ontology annotation, molecular function: RNA polymerase II cis-regulatory region sequence-specific DNA binding; DNA-binding transcription factor activity, RNA polymerase II-specific; protein dimerization activity. NCBI's taxonomy places the organism in Eukaryota, Metazoa, Mollusca, Bivalvia, Pectinida, Pectinidae. The record is from RefSeq and is a predicted model, not a curated record. Gene Ontology annotation, biological process: regulation of transcription by RNA polymerase II.
UUACACUACCGUCAACACACAAAAACACCUUCGGGCUCCGGACUGACCAUCAAGACUUCAAACUGGAACAUUCCACGAAGUGCAGAGAAAUGGUCGUACGGAUGUCCUCCGUUGAAAGUACAGGUCUAAAAUCACCCUCCCCCUCGACUGCGGACGACGAGGAAAACAGCGACGAAUACGUGGAUGAUGUCUUCCAGGAAGAUGGUGGAUUACUUGAGGGACGUUACACGGACAAAACUGUUAUUCUUGUGACUAAGUGUGAGGAAACCAAUAAAAGUGUUCUGCUGAGGAGCUUGGUUGGGAACUCCAGUAAUGGUGUCACCCGGAAAAUUCGACAUGGAAAGGUGGAAAAGGUGAAAAGCCCGAAGGUAGAACUGAAACAUGUGAACAUGCCACUGCGGGCGAACCUUAGGCAGCAGCUCCAGAAAGCGCAGCUUGCGGAGGAGGUAGAGCGAGAGAAGGACACAUCACUUCUGUCACAGUCCCAUCGUCAUGUCUCCACCAAGCCUCAGGUCAUCCAGGUGCCAAUGUCCAGCUCCCUCAACUCUGGGGAAGUCCCAGUCCAUAUCCUCAAGGUUCAGACACAGCUGAAAAAUCCGACACUGUUCCAUGUACAGGAGAAUAAAAAACGUCAGAUCCAGGCAUUCCUAAGUAAGUCCCUGGACAGUCCUGGGGCCAUACAGUCUCUGCCAAAUAUCUCCACAAUGACCAUCAACACCAAUGAAUUAGGACUGAGUGGGAGUGCGCCGGUUGACCCGGACAGUCCUCUGUCUGUUGGACUGAGUAGCUGUGCCACCAGUGUUUCUGACAUGGACAACCUUCUUAGCGAUAUUCUCAGUCUAGAACCUGUCGAUGUCACAGUGGAUCAUGAUCUCAACUCCAUAGAGCCAUCUCUCACACAUAUGUCCUCCACGCUGCCGCAGUCCAACUUGGUUAACAAUGUGCACGAGCUGACGGGUAAUACAGAGUCAUCUAAUUCCUGUCCAGCUGCGUUCAGACGGGCCGAAACACCUCCUUUCAUGUCGGAGGAAGAGUCCCGCAUGUGGGCGAAAGACAGACAGAAGAAGGACAACCACAAUAUGAUUGAAAGAAGAAGACGAUUUAAUAUAAAUGACAGAAUAAAAGAGCUUGGAACACUGCUGCCAAAGACUAUUGAUCCGGAUUUGCGACAGAAUAAAGGCACCAUUCUCAAGGCUUCUGUAGAUUACAUUAGGAGGCUAAAGAAGGACCAGGAGAGGAACCGACAGCUAGAGGACCGACAGCGUGGCUUGGAACAGACCAACAGGAAGAUGCUUCUCCGCAUCCAGCAAUUGGAGCUUCUCAUGCAAGCACAGGGCAUGACCUCCGGCAUGCAAGACGAUAUUGACAACUUCAUCAUGCAAAGCAAUGCAUCUCAUCAGAUUCAACAGCAGCAAAACAUUUCAAUGACUCUGACUAACACACAAAAUUUGUCACCAGCCGUUACCUUGGCGCCACUAGAGACACAUAGUCAGACUCAUCAUCUGUUGGACGAUUUAAUGGACGAUACAUCUCCGUUGGGUAUUGACCCAAUGCUGUCUUCACAACCCGUCAGUCCGAACGACAUGGAUGACUCAGAAGAACUGUGAUUAAACUUUGUUAAUUAUGAUUGUUUUGUAUAUAUAUACAGUUCAGACAGACCAGAUUGAGAUCACCGACUUUUAGGUUUGUUGUGUGCUCUGAAGUACGAAGGUAUCCCAAUGAAUGCCGCCCCAAUAGUGCUAGCACACAGAGGUAUAUCUGUCUGGCAGAGUUUCUUAAAAUGGCAAUUUUACAAUGAAACAAUGCAAGUUCUUGGAGCCACAUUUUGCAAGUUAAACAUAUUCAAAGAAUAUGUUCAGAUGUCAAAAUGUCUGGUAAGUUGAAUGGAUACUGAGAGAAGUGGAUGUAAGAUAAGGUAUUUUGUAGUAUUGUGUGUCUAGUUACAUUGUACCAGAACAUACACAGCCAAAUACGCUUUUGAUGCACAACAAAGAGCUCAUCAGUAAGCCAUUUGGCACAUACUAGGGGCUGAUUUGUUAUGAAUGUGUGUGUUUUCUGUAAAUACACACAUGUACAGGUAAACUGUGAAUACACAUGUGUACAGUUAAACUGUGAAUACGCAUGUGUACAGGUAAACUGUGAAUACUCAUGUGUACAGUUAAACUAAAAUACACAUGUGUACCGGUAAACUGUGAAUACACAUGUGGACAGGGAAACUGAAUACACAUGUGUACAGGUAAGCUGUGAAUACACAUGU